Sus scrofa (pig) is the source of this 1042-nucleotide messenger RNA. NCBI's taxonomy places the organism in Eukaryota, Metazoa, Chordata, Mammalia, Artiodactyla, Suidae. The record is from the annotation of a RefSeq genome assembly.
AUUAAUCCCAUUAUCUACACUACCCUUAUCAUAACAGUAAUGUCCGGAACCAUACUAGUAAUAAUCAGCUCACACUGACUACUCAUCUGAAUCGGAUUCGAAAUAAACCUAUUAGCAAUAAUCCCAGUAUUAAUAAAAAAUUUUAACCCACGAGCCACAGAAGCAGCCACAAAAUAUUUCCUAACACAAGCCACAGCCUCCAUAAUACUAAUAAUAGCCAUCAUCAUCAACCUCCUAUAUUCUGGCCAAUGGACCAUUACAAAAAUAUUUAACCCAGUAGCAAUAACAAUAAUAACCAUGGCCCUAGCCAUAAAACUAGGACUCUCACCUUUCCACUUCUGAGUCCCAGAAGUAACCCAAGGCAUUUCACUACAAGCAGGCCUACUGUUACUAACAUGACAAAAACUAGCCCCAUUAUCAGUACUAUGCCAAAUCUCACAAUCAAUCAACCCAAACCUAAUACUAACUAUAGCCAUAUUAUCAAUUUUAAUCGGAGGGUGAGGAGGGCUAAAUCAAACCCAACUUCGAAAAAUCAUAGCAUACUCAUCAAUCGCACACAUAGGAUGAAUGACAGCAGUAUUACCAUACAACACAACCAUAACAAUCUUAAACCUACUAAUUUACAUCACAAUAACACUAGCAAUAUUCAUACUAUUAAUCCACAGCUCAGCAACCACAACUUUAUCCCUAUCCCAUACAUGAAACAAAAUACCCGUCAUCACAAGCCUAAUAAUAGUAACCCUACUCUCAAUAGGAGGCCUGCCUCCACUAUCAGGAUUUAUGCCAAAAUGAAUAAUUAUUCAAGAAAUAACAAAAAAUGAAAGCAUCAUCAUGCCAACACUCAUAGCAAUAACAGCACUGCUAAACCUCUAUUUCUACAUACGACUAGCCUACUCCUCCUCACUGACUAUGUUCCCAUCCACCAACAACAUAAAAAUAAAAUGACAAUUCGAACACACAAAACAAAUAAAAUUACUUCCCACAAUAAUUGUAUUAUCAACACUAGUCCUACCUAUAACACCAGCCCUCUCGUCCCUAAACU